Trematomus bernacchii (emerald rockcod) is the source of this 1725-nucleotide messenger RNA. It is a transcript of the gene bdh2, whose product is annotated as 3-hydroxybutyrate dehydrogenase, type 2. The transcript has 10 exons. Gene Ontology annotation, cellular component: cytoplasm. NCBI's taxonomy places the organism in Eukaryota, Metazoa, Chordata, Actinopteri, Perciformes, Nototheniidae. Gene Ontology annotation, molecular function: 3-hydroxybutyrate dehydrogenase activity. Bases 625 to 1362 code for a protein of 245 amino acids. Gene Ontology annotation, biological process: siderophore biosynthetic process. The record is from RefSeq and is a predicted model, not a curated record.
CUAUGAACAUUACAUGUACAAAUUCAACAGUGGAACUCUUCACAAUGUGUUAAGCUACAACGUGCCUGUUUCCAUGCAGCAGUAAAUACGUGUGUGUUUGGAGAGGCAGACAAAAAAGUAUUCAGAAUAGUUCACCGUGCAGACUUACAGUUCUAGGUGUUCGGGGUGAGGAAAUAUACUUGCCUUAGUUGCCUACUACUAGAUUUAUAUUCUGUGCAACAGUAAAACAAGACACAUGUGCACCACUUUACACCGGAACAUAGCUGAGCUGAGCAUAUUAAAAAUAAUACCAAGCCAACAAACAUUUGUAAAACAGCACUACCGUAGUGCGCCCUUAUUCUUAACUUUAUGGUAACAGCAAUGGCUUCCAGAAGUUGGAGGCUGCUCCAUAAAAAGACUGAGUGAUCACGUGAUAUUUUUCUGUACACCCCUAAGUACCACUCAAACAUCAACUGCUAAUAAUUCAACUGCGUGCCAUUUCUUUCUAAAAUAAUGUUGUUUUCAACAAAAAAUUGGAUGAUGUGUGCAGUGUGAAAUGUCCUGUUAAACGACUUUGGAGAUGUACAACAACUACAUCCGUGUUUAAAAAUCCUAAAAGAUCACAGCAGUAGUGAAAGGUGCACUAUGGGACGCCUCGACGGGAAAGUAAUUGUGUUGUCGGCUGCUGCGCAGGGGAUUGGACGUGCUGCAGCAAUAGCAUUUGCAAAGGAGGGAGCUCAAGUCACAGCGACAGACAUCAAUGGAGAGAAGCUAAAAGAGCUGGACAGCAUUCCAGGGAUUAAGACCAAGGUUGUGGAUGUAACUAAGAAGGACCAAGUCGAAGCCCUGGCCAAGGAACAUGAUCAUGUGGAUGUGCUGUUCAAUGUCGCUGGGUUUGUGCACCAUGGCUCCGUCUUGGACUGCGAAGAGGCCGACUGGGACUUCACAAUGAACGUGAACAUCCGGAGCAUGUUCCUCAUGAGCAAGGCCUUCCUACCUAAGAUGUUGUCAAAGAAGUCAGGAAACAUUAUUAACAUGGCAUCUGUUGCAUCGAGCAUUAAAGGUGUUGUGAACCGGUGUGCCUAUAGUACCUCCAAGGCUGCAGUGAUUGGGUUCACCAAAUCUAUAGCGGCUGAUUUUAUUGAGCAAGGCAUUCGCUGUAACUGUGUUUGUCCUGGAACUGUUGAUACUCCAUCAUUGAGGGGUAGGAUCGAGGCCCAACCUGACCCAGAACAGGCUUAUAAGGAUUUCAUGGCAAGACAGAAAACUGGCAGAAUGUGCACAGCUGAAGAGGUGGCUCACCUGUGUGUAUACCUGGCCUCAGAUGAGUCUACCUAUGUGACUGGAACGGAGCAAAUCAUCGAUGGAGGAUGGAGACUCUAAGCAAACUGUUGCAAGCACAUUAUGACAGUAGUGGAGACUUAAUAUUCUUAUUUGAAGCCCAAAUAAAACGCACUAAAUCUGAGUUAAAUCAUUUAUAUGAUUUUGCUUAUUGUUUACUUUUUCUGUGACAUGCCCUAUUUUCCAAAUCAAAUGUUAUAUGCUGCAAAUGUGUGCAAUGCCAACAUAGUGAUGUUGAUUGACAUUGUAAUAAAUUGGUUUUAUCACAGCUAAAGUGUAAUGGUGUAACUAAUCACCUUAUUAUACAUGCAUUAAUUGUGAAGUAUUUGACAAACCAAUCGUUAAAAGUUUCAUUUGAAUACUAAUGAAAUAUGUUCAAACAUCUAUUAAAAGUCUUGACCAAUA